Messenger RNA from Striga hermonthica, 687 nucleotides. The record is from the annotation of a GenBank genome assembly. NCBI's taxonomy places the organism in Eukaryota, Viridiplantae, Streptophyta, Magnoliopsida, Lamiales, Orobanchaceae.
AUGUUCAAAAAUUUCUGGGGCUCUCAGGAUCAGCUAACACAGCCACGGCCACAAGAAAUAGCGACCGACUCAUGGUAUCCUCCUUCUGUUGGCAGUACUCCCAGCUCUUCACGUCCAGCAACUCCCAGCAGUUUUGGCUCGUCAAGACCGAACGAUCGGCCAAGCACACUCUCUAAUGUUUCACCAGCAGAGGCAGCAAGCAUAAUUUCUGUCUUGAAAGAUAAAAGUGUUGAUGAACUAAGAAAGCUGCUGUCUGACAAGGAGGCUUAUCAGAAUCUGUUACUUUCAGUCGAACCUGUUAAAACCCAGAACAGGGUCCGAGAUGAACUUAGGAACGAAACUGUGCAGCUUGCAAGAGAGAAUCUGGAGAAAGAACCACGCAUAAUGGAGCUGAGGAAUCAGUGCAGAAUAAUCCGGACUACAGAGCUAGCUACUGCCCAAGAGAAACUGCAUGAACUCGAGAAGAAAAAGGAAGAGACACUUAAGUAUUAUUCUCCCUCAUCUCUACUCAAUCGGCUUCAAGAUGCAAUGAACAAAACUGAAGAGGAAUCGGAGGCUCUGCACAGGCAGCUUCUUGAUAGAGAGAUUGAUCUUUCGGAUUUCGUGCAGAAAUACAAGAAAAUGCGUUAUGCCUAUCACAAACGCGCUUUAACUCAUCUUGCUGCAAAGACAACUGCAACCGGCUGA